AUGGAUCUCAUGAACCGCGUGUUUCAUUCAUAUCUGGAUCAGUUUGUGGUGGUGUUUAUCGAUGACAUUUUGAUCUACUCCAGAGACAGGGUUGAACAUGAUAAACAUUUGCGGAUUAUACUUCAGACACUAAGGGAUGAACAGCUAUAUGCCAAGAUCAGUAAGUGUGAGUUUUCGCUGGAAGAAGUUUCUUUCUUAGGACAUGUGGUGUCAUCGGAGGGUAUCAGAGUGGAUCCUAUGAAGAUUGAAGCUAUUGUGGACUGGAGACCACCCAGAAAUGUCACAGAAGUUCGAAGUUUUUUGGGUUUAGCCGGUUAUUAUAGAAGGUUUAUAAAGGGAUUCUCUAUCAUUGCAUCACCUUUAACAAGAUUAUUGAAGAAAGCGGUUGUAUUCCACUGGGAUGAUAGAUGUCAGCAGAGUUUUGACACUUUGAAGAAAAAGUUAAAAGUGACUGAGCACCGUAUUGGUUGA
Jatropha curcas is the source of this 471-nucleotide messenger RNA. NCBI's taxonomy places the organism in Eukaryota, Viridiplantae, Streptophyta, Magnoliopsida, Malpighiales, Euphorbiaceae. The record is from RefSeq and is a predicted model, not a curated record.